AUGGAUGUUUUUAAUGGCGCUUCGCCAACAGGCCAACAUUCUCCCAACGUGUCGCCUAACUUCGAUGGGGAUGGGAAUCUUGAUAACUCUCCAGCUGAAUUGAUUGCCAAGUGUUCAGAACACUUAUCCAGACCAAUAUUUUCAGAGCGUUGUUCACCAAAUGAACUUGACAAAGACAACCUCAAUUACUGUCCAGAUUCGGGCGUUCCUGAACGAACUGGUUCGUCAACGUCAUGUUCUGACCAGCCACGGAUUCUUCCGAGCUCUUCGAAUGCACAAGUAAAGACACGGCGUCUUCGUUUCUCAAUGGCCUUCAUUUAUCCUGAGCCAGAUGAAAUUAAAAAGAAGCCCUGUAAUGUCACCACUUUAACAGGGGAUGCCCCAAUGUCCUGUUCCCAGGAAUUUAAUGACAAUUUCGGUUGUGUUAAUCUUACACAGAUGUUGGAAAUCGCCUCGUCUUGUGAAGGUCCAAGCAAGGGCAGGGAUUCAAUGGUUUCGGAUUCUAGUGAUGUUAGUCGAGCUAUUCUUGAUGAUUCUCAAGGAGCUUCGUCUGUUGCCGAUUCCUCGAGCAAUGCACCCCAACAAAUGAUAUCAAACUCGCAAAUUACUAAGGAUUCAGGUCCACCUCAAGGCGGCUUUUGUGGGUUUAAAACUGCUUCUGGUGUGGCUUUGGAAACGCCAUCCACCGAAGCGUUAUCUCGGGUUAAACAGCUCUUUGAGGACUGCAUGAGUGACACUCUAGAUUUUAACGCCUCUUCUAAAAUACUGCAACCCUUUUCACAAAGUACACUACAGCCACAGGUAACUGUAGGUGAAGGCGCUUUUCCGAUGAAAGGUAAACCUCCGUUCUCCGCUUCUUCCGAGGCGAUUACGGAGACUAUGCACAAGAUUGAUGAUCAGCCAAAAGAGCCUCAUGUUGAUGAGACACCAAAUGGAAAUGAGGAAAAUUCCCAUAAGUUGGACAGUGUUCUUUUUCAUCAGAAUACAACGUGUCUUAAAUCUCAAUCCAAUUCAACGAGGUCCAUAAAACAGCUGAUUGAAGAGUAUACAGGUGAAAUCAACUCAACCGAUAGCCAAGACGUAGUAAAUAGAAUGUGCAAAUUUAAAAGUGGAUUUACCACCGGUGGAGGAAAGCCACUAGAUUUGGUUUCUGUUGAGUCGAUUCAAAGGGCGAAACGUCUCGUUGACGCGGUAACUAGAGACUUACAGCUGGAUGAAAGCGAAACUCACGCAGAAUCGUCAAAUCGCUUGACGAAUAGCCCCAAAUCUGGUGGAUGCGACUCCACCAUCGAGGCUUCAAGCUUGUCAGCGAAUCCUGGAGCACCUACCAAUGAUUUUAGUGACAUAUCUACAUCUAGACCGGCCUUGACCCUAGAUUUUAUUGAAAAGAAGGAUUCAGCUCCUGAUAGCUCGAAGUCUUGUCCUGACAAACUGUUAGUAACGCCUUCUACGGGUGAUCGCUGUGGUUCUACAUCAGGCAAUAGUGCAAUCCGACUUGGUUUUGUGUCUGGCCACGGCAAGCCAUUAGCACCAGGUUCCACCGAGUCUGUCGAACGCGCCAGACGUCCGGUUGAGGAGUGUUUUAAAGAACCCGAAUCUGGCAACAGUGAGGCUUGUGCGGGUUUGAAUGAUCAACUGACGCCAGCACCAAUCACCACCGGGCCACCGAGCAUGUUCACCUCGGGCGCAGGGAAACCUCUCAACCCGGUGUCUGAUGAAGCGUUGAAGCGCGCCAAACGCCUAAUUACCGAGUGCGAGUCUGAGCCUGAGAUGCCGUUAAAAGUCGCAAAACUGGAGCCACAGGUGUGCCGAGUGGAGCACUCGCCAGAGUUCGGAUCGCCGAUCGUGUAUGACCUGAGUGAGGCCUCGCCGACGCUGAACUUUGACGACUCUUUCGAGAUUCCCUCCCAGAUCGCGAAUUGCGCCGACCUAGCCUACCCCCGGUCACAGGGACUUGAAGGCGAACGUGUUGCGAUGCGUGCAGAGCAGGAACGCAAAGCUGAGGCCUGCUUCAAGUCCACCGCCAGCACCUCGUGCCAGACGUCUUCGAGCCCCCAGCCCACACCCCACCGACUCCUUCCCGACGGCAAACCGCGCAAGGUCGAUCGACAGCCCAGGAUGCCGGGACUUUUAUGGCGUCUUCGUCGCGCUAGUGGAGUUCGUCCUAAACCAGACAGCCUCACCUACUGCGGCCACCCGCCGAGUCGCACGGAUUUAAAAUUUGCCGGCGAUUUUCUGAGUCUGGGUGACGCCACUGUGCUUUCGCUCAAAUCAGCGGUCGGUUUACGCUUCAAGUUGGACUCGGAGAGCGUGAGUGUCAGCUACCUACUCGGUGAUGAUGUCGAUGUCAUUCCCGACUCCCAGGGCUAUGCAGGUUGCGCUGAAAUCGCUCGAGCCUUCGUGUGCUCCCCCGGGGUGACACGUGGUCUGGCCUCGCGCCAGUGGAUAAUCCACCAUUACGCGCAACUCGCCUGGCGUCUGAGCAGUGUGACUUUGCUGCACUACGAAGACAUCCUGCAAAACGUGUUCCCCCGUAUCGCCCUGCCUAAUGCCUCCGUUCACCGAAGUGACGGGGCUAUUCUCUUGCAUGUUUUGCUGCUCGAAUUAAAGUACCGCUAUGACCGGGAGUUGGAGGCUGCAGAGCGGCCCGCCAUUCGCAAAAUCCUUGAACGUGAUGACACCCCGGCAAAGCGAAUUGUACUAUGCGUCAGCCAUUUGGAGGCCCUACCGAGUCAACAAUAUCGAGGUCGUUUAACAGACGGCUGGUAUCACGUGGACUGGGUUCCUGAUCGCCUUCUCACAGGUCUGAUUCAAAGCGGCAGAAUCAGAGUUGGAACGAAGUUGGUGACAGCCGGCGCCGAGCUGGUUCAGGCACCGUCUGGCUUCGGCGGAGACGUCGCCGCUGCGACCACGUCGGACGCUGAUGCCCACCUCUUCGGUGAAUCGUCAAGUGGAUUGGCCCUUCGUCUCCACGGUAAUUCCACACGACCGGCUCCUCCCAACGCCAGACUGGGCUAUGCCAGCCACCCGCCAAUGGCGCACCUUCCUCCUCUUCCUCUCUCCUCCCUGUCGACUGACGGCGGUUUCAUAUCGUGCGUGUGUGUCCUCAUUCAGCGGCGAUUCCAACUGCAGUACAUGGAGACCUGUUCUCCUGACGGCGGCAGCCGCCAAACCCGCGUCUUCCGCGACCCGCGGUCGGAGCGCGCAGCCGAACGACUCCACGCCAACAACUGCCAAGUGGCCUUCGAUCGGGCCGUGAGUGAUUUCACCUCGCCUCAGGGCAAACGCCUUCGCCGCAGCCAGCCUACCACGGCGUUUCUUGCCUCGCUCGGUGUGGACGGCGAGGCCCUGUGGAACGCCGUCACCACCUCGCCCGACCCCGAUCUCGCUGAGAGCGGUCUCUCCGCUCUCCAACGCGACGCCAUGCUCCGCUACAAGGAGACUGCGCUGCAGGACAUGGUGGUGCAGGCCGUCUCCAAGCGCGACGUCACACCGUUGAUGCGUCUCCACGUGGCCGGGAUUCACUCGAGGGACGUUGACAGGAAACAAGAAAUGCUGCUCACGAUUUGGAAUCCAACUGAUCAGAUGCAGGACGCCUUGCAGGAGGGCUGUGUCGUCCAACUCACUCGACUACAGGUGUCGUGCACACGCGCGAACGAUCCGUUCGCAUAUGCCAUGGCUCGUGGCACUGGCGGUGGACAGCUUUUGUGUCUUUCCUGUGGUCGAAGCACCUCACUUCGACCGCUAAAACCCACGGAAGUCAUUAAACUUUACCAACGUGGCCGGCCAACUGGCUCGAUGCGGGUUCAGGAGGUCAUCAAGAGGGUCUACCAGCCCCGUGUCUUCCUCUCAAUUGGUCGCCUCAAGGAGCUCGCUGUCGGGCCGUCUGGCCUCCCUGUACCAGCUUACCUUGUCCUGAUUUCCUUCCAAGAUCGUCCCAAGGCGGUCGACUUCACGGCUCUCGUUGUCGGUUCGAAGACGACGUCCUCGUCAACCACCGACUCCAAAUCAGACCUCGGUGUCGUCUACCUGGCCAGUUUACGAGGCAGCGACGGUGCCGAAGACUUCACCACGCUGGGAGUUCUGCGAAUCUGGGGUGGUCUCGAGCGUUACUGUCUGAGUUCCGUGUUGGCCGAGGGCAACAGGGUCCGCUUCACCGACGUACAGCUGCGCGGCGGGUGUGGAAGGUUCCAGCUGGACCGCGACUUCCCGCCUGAGGGUAGUUCCGAGGUGAACAUCGUCUCUCUGACGUACUCCGCCGCGAGCUACGUCACCUUCGAGGGCAUGCCACGUGAUCCAACGACAAGACGCUUCCAAACCCCCUGGCAAGAGACGCCACAGUUCCGCGUUUUCAUGCAGACGUGCAUGGAGUCGCACUUUGAACAGUUCUUCUCCGGCAAACCCCCCUCACUCCUGGCGACUCCCAGCGUCCACCAGCAGCAGACCAGCGUCGAAACCCCGCCACCACCACCACCACCGCCAGCAAGCCACCAGUCAACCCCCUUGCGUCGUUCGGCCACCACGUCGGGUGGGCGUUCGAUUUCGUCCCUGCUCAGAGGCGGAACCGGUCUCUUCUCGCCGUCUGCCCAGCUCCAGACCACCACGCCAAUCUCCGCACCUCCAUCCGCCACCGCCGCCGCCGCCUCCACGUCGUCGUCGCGAACUCGGCCGCGGACCGGACUCUCUCGUCCGAGGCGGUCCGCCCCUCUAGUUGAGACGACGACGACCUCCUUAACUCCGAAAACACCUAUCAAACGCCCCAAGUCCCCAAGUCUGGCCCAGUCUCCGGUUGCGACGACGCGUCCGCGGUCUAAACCGGCCAGUCCCAGGACGCCCCUUCCACAGCCACGUGCCAAGAGGCCUCACUGUUCGAGGCCCAAGACGCCGCUGUCAAAAGCGGGCGGGUGUAGGUUGUCGCAGCAGCUCCACAUCAAGUCGCCGCUUCCACCAUCCCGACGCGCCAGAUCUCAGCCGACAACUCCCAAGACCCCAACCACACGCGCUCCGUGCGUCGGUUCUCCGUCCACGCCGAAACCGAAGAGACCGUCUGCUGUGGCCAAAGCCAAACCCCUUGUUAUCCCAGAAACCCAGCUGGACGAGACGUCUCCGGGCGCGUCGCAGGUCUGCGCGGAGGUGGAGGCGUCUUCUCCGUUGAAUGUGAGCAUCGCGGACCUGGUGAAGACGCGACAGCGACGACGCACCACCACUGUCUCUCUGCCGUACUUAACGAGCCGCUCGCUUGAACUAAAACCCCAUUCAAAGCCGGCGGGCGAAAAGUGUUGA
Molecule: messenger RNA, 5283 nt
Organism: Mesocestoides corti
Lineage: Eukaryota; Metazoa; Platyhelminthes; Cestoda; Cyclophyllidea; Mesocestoididae
Source: the annotation of a GenBank genome assembly